AUGAGCCAAAAUCAAGUUGAGAAGUCCGUGAUGGACUUGAUCUCCCUGUUCCACAAAUACACCAAAUCUGAUGACAAGAUUGACAAGCGGGGCCUGCUGAAGAUGCUGACGGAGAAUUUCCCUGUAUUCCUCAAGGCCUGUGACAAAAAGGGCAACGAUUUCUUGGAUCAUAUCUUUGAGGACAAGGACAAGAAUAAGGAUAAGAAGAUCGAGUUUUCUGAGUUCCUGUCGGUGUUGGGGGAAAUUGCCACGGACUACCACAAUCAUAGCCACGGAGCCCCGCCCUGCUCUGGGGGAGGAAAGUGA
Messenger RNA from Pipistrellus nathusii (Nathusius's pipistrelle), 306 nucleotides. The record is from the annotation of a GenBank genome assembly. Lineage: Eukaryota; Metazoa; Chordata; Mammalia; Chiroptera; Vespertilionidae.